Messenger RNA from Selaginella moellendorffii, 1982 nucleotides. RefSeq lists its product as uncharacterized. The record is from RefSeq and is a predicted model, not a curated record. Lineage: Eukaryota; Viridiplantae; Streptophyta; Lycopodiopsida; Selaginellales; Selaginellaceae. The coding region runs from base 257 to 1861 and encodes 534 amino acids. The transcript has 3 exons.
GGUUUUUAUUGUGAUCCAGGAUCGUUAGCUUCGUCGAAUCGGGCUUUUUGUCCAUAAUGACCGGAAAUUGUCAAAUUUGGACGUAACGGAAUCGAUCAGUUUGAUGAUGGCUGUAUCUCUCCCGGAAAUCAGCCCGUUGUAGUAAUCCGGCAAGUAUAAACUUAUCUUCUUGGAUCGUCGCUUUCAAAUUGUCUUCUCAAAACGACCAGCUUGUUCCUGUUCUUUUCAGCCUCGGUAGCACUCAAAAGCUUCCAAGAUGGCUUCUACAGCAGUUCUUGCGCUCCUGACAGCGACGCUACUCAUCGUCUCGUGCACGGCUCAAGCUCCGGUAGAAUCUCCGGCCGAAAGUCCAGAACAAGGGCCCGUCUUGCCAGUCUCUCCAGAGAGCGCUCCGGCGGAGCCCCCGGUUCCUUCUCCACAAAUCUUUGGCAUCCCACAGUCGCCGUCGCCGUCUCCGUCUCCAUCAGAACUCCCGCCGCCGUCUUCAGCUCCCGUCUUUCUGCCUCCAUCACCAUCACCACUUGAAGCUUUGUCUCCAACUGAAGCUUUGGUUCCAGCUCCAGCUCCAUCUCCAGCCUCCCCGCCACCUUUACGUGUUCCAACAAGCUUCUGCGCACGCUCGGUCCUCCGGAAGACAUGUCCGAAUCCUCCGACGUUCGACUACAUCCAGCUCCCGGACUACGCCGGCAAGUGGUACGAGAUUGGAGCCACCGCCACCUCCAAGCUGCUGCUCGAGGCCGGGACUAUCUGCAACCAGGCCGUGUACGCCGUCCCCAACACCUCGAGCUUCGCCCAAGCGCCAAACAUGUCCGUCACCAACGUCGGGCUUCACGUUGCCGGCCCGCUCACAUCUCUCGGCGUCCAGCAGGUUGCGGCCGCCGCUGGAAGCGCCUGCUCGGGCGCUCGAACCAUCUGCGACCGAGUCGCCAACGACAGCCACACCACCAGAGCAGCAGUGGAGCUCGCGUCCGUGGCCGCGGCCAUCGAGCAAGGGAACUUCGCCGCCGAGCUGCUGGAGCUCCAAGACCAGAUCUUCUCGGCCAUCGGAGAAAUGGAGGCGACGCUCGACCUCUUCUCGCCGUGCAUGGAGAGCAUCCAGCGUCUCGACGGCGACCUGAGCCAGGCGGAGAUCUUCGCCAACGCCACCACCCCGGAGCAGCGCAACGCGACGCUGCUGGCGCAGGGAGCCCGCCUCGAGGCUCUGGAUGGCCUCCUGGAUCAAGCCAACGCGCUGGUGGACUCGCUGCGUCAGUCGGUCCACAAGAUGACGCAGUGCACGCCCAAGAUCGUCAACAUCUCGGCGCAGCUCCUCUUCGUCGGGGACCUCGAGUCGAGCGUCCGGCUCACGUCGGCUUCCACGGACCUGAGCACCACCGGCGACGCCAUCCUCUCCCAGGUCCUGGCGAUGCGUCUCACGCUGAAAGGCAUCGCGGCGGCUCGCGGCCUCAUCGAUCUCGCCAUCAGCACCGCAUCGCCCAACACCACCGCGCCGAGCUUCGACACCUCUGCCGGCUUUGCCAUCCAGAACGUCACCUCUCCCGGCAAGCUCAAGCUCCAGCUCGCGCCAUCCAUCGCCGCGCCGGUGCCGCCACCCGCGGCUCCAUACUGGGUGCUAUCACUGCGAGGGCGGGCAAUGCAGGGAUACCGGGCCUCGCUGGUUUACUCGUGCUCGCAGAACAAGGUGACGGGAACGAUCCACCAGGGGAUGUUCAUCCUUUCCCGGACUCCCAGCCUUCCGCAGAAGAUCGUCGGUGAGCUGCUCCAGCUCUCGGCCGCUUUUGGCAUCAACAACGACUGUGACGAUCCGUUCCUCUACACUGUCCAUCACGGCAAGACGUGCGCCAUGCCACCCUCGGAGUGAGAAGAGAGGAUCGAUCUUUUUUAUUCCAUUUUCGUUGCUUGGAAAUGUCUGUCUGCUUGUAGCUAGAAACCCUGCUAAAAACGAUGCUCCCAGCUCUCUGUUUGCGCAAGCACAAAAAUAA